Molecule: messenger RNA, 2637 nt
Organism: Calliphora vicina (urban bluebottle blowfly)
Lineage: Eukaryota; Metazoa; Arthropoda; Insecta; Diptera; Calliphoridae
Product: lethal (1) G0289
Exons: 9
Coding region: 47-1867 (606 amino acids)
Source: RefSeq, a predicted model, not a curated record
CACAAACGAGUAAUUUACUCAGUUUUCGUUCUUCAGUUUUACAAAAAUGGCGAAAGUCGGUGCUCGUUCGAUCGGAAUUUUAACAAUUUUUCUAAUUAUUUACAAUUUAAAUCUAUGUGCAACAAAUCCACAAUAUGAAAAUGACAAAAAGACUCAAUAUGAAAGUGUUCAAAACACACCAAGUCCGACAAUAGCAUCAGCAUCAGCACAGCUCAAUGCCACUGCAUCAGCGGUAACGCCGAUUGUUGUGCCCUACAGCAAUCGACCAUUGUUGGGUGUCAACGGGACUGGACAACGUAAGGAUAUGACUGAUAAAACAACAAAAAUCAGCAGCACUACAGUGCAGCCGGAAACGAUAAAAACCAAUGAUGGUGAUGUUGCUGAUGCCAAGAAAAACGUUAAUCAAUAUCCCAAAAAAGCCGUAGGUACAACAGUCGGCGCCUCAGCUACAUUAACAAAAGCCGGUGCAACCGUUGCAGCCGGAGCUACAGUAGCUGGCACCGUGGCUGGAACAGUAGCCGCUACAGUAGGAGCGACUGUACAAAAAGAGGAAGAAACGGAAGAAGAGAAAAUUAUUGAUACCAUAGAUGUGCCCGAGAAUGAGACAUUGAAUGCUUUGAAAUAUAAUAAUUUAACGGUGAAUCAAACUGAGGAUCAUCAUCAUUAUUAUAAUAGUACUAUUGUUGUGGACAAAGAGAAGGCUGAUACAUAUUGGAAUGAAAUUAAGAAUAUGACACCAAAUUGGAUGUUGUCACAAUCCCAUCGUAGGGCUAUGACUGUUGUUUUAAGUUUUGACUUUCCCUUCUAUGGUCAUCCUGUAAGAAAUGUUACUGUUGCCACCGGUGGUUUUAUAUAUACCGGCGACUAUGUACACUCCUGGUUGGCGGCAACACAAUAUAUAGCUCCCCUAAUGGCCAAUUUCGAUACAAGCCUGUCAAAUAAUUCAUAUGUGCGGCUAAAUGAUACCGGCUCCAGUUUUACGGUUAUUUGGGAAAAUGUUAAUCUACAGGACAAACAAGAUGUGGGCAAAUUUACUUUCAGUACCACAUUGCAUAAAAAUGGUGAUAUUGUUUUCACAUAUUUCUCUGUGCCGAUUUUUGUUAAUGCCAUACAAGAUGACAAACAUCCUGUCAAGGUUGGUCUCUCCGAUGCCUAUAUUAUUGACAAAGUUGUCUACUUCGCUCGUAGAAAAACAAUUUAUGAAUAUCAUAGAGUUAAUUUUGCCAAUGCCGAGAUUACAAAUUCCACAAUCAUCACUCUGAAAGCUUUACCCACUUGUCUUGAAUAUACCGAUUGUGCCUCAUGUGUAAAUCAUGUCACUGCAUUUAAUUGUACAUGGUGUCCAACUUUAAACAGAUGUUCCACCGGUACAGACCGCAAAAAACAAGAUUGGCUUGCCCGUGGCUGCGAUCGUAACUUUGUAACCGAAGAAAAGUUUUGUCCUGCCAUCGGUCAAAAGGGUAAUAAUGCCAAUCAAAAUGAAACAACAUCUACCACAGUUGUAGAUGAUAACACCAAUAACAAUAGUAAUCACAAAGAUGAUUCAUUACACCCCUUUAAACCCUAUAAUCCUACAGGUUUAGAAUCCUCAACCACAGAGACACCAUUGGAAAAAUCCAAUACAGAUUUUCAUACUGGCACACAAAUGAAAUCGAUGAUUGAUGAGUCGGCCGAACGUAAAAGUAUGGGCGUUACAUUGGGUGUAUUUGUGCCCAUAUGUUUGGUGUCGUGUGCCUUACUAUGGAUACUUUAUGCCUAUAGAAAUCCUCAUACAAGAAGUGGCCAACUUCUUAUACAGUAUCGUCCCAGUCAGUGGUCUUGGAGGCGUGGCGAAGCUCGUUAUACAGCAGCAACGAUACAUAUGUAGAAAAUUGUAUAAUUUUAAUUUUAAACCUUCUUCGCCUUUGACUUUUUUUAAACUUGUUACCAAAACUAUAUAAUUUGUGUAUUUUUUUUUAUUAUUUGUAUAAUCUAUUAUAAAUUCUACUCGGAUUUCAGAAACAUCGACAUAAUUUGUCUCUAUCUUUAAACUCUUUAUAAAUUUAUAUAAAAAAAUUACGUAUGUAGACAGACAUUCUUUAAAUGUUAUUAUUCUUUCUUUUAGUAAAAUUUUUGCGCUAAUUUUUUAAACAAAAACCAUAAACUAUUUUUAUAACAUAAUUUUAACUUUAUUGACAAAAACAAAACAAACAAAAAAAUAAGAGAAAAGCAAAAAGACACAGUAAAAUUAAAUAAUUUUGUUUAAAUAUUUUCUCUCUUUACUUGAAAUUAAUUGUUUUGUUUGUAUUAUGUAAUAUGUGUAGGAAUUUGUUUAAUUUAAUUUUUAAUUAUAAAAAUAACCACCAUCCUGGACUUUAAUUUUAAAAAAAACUAUUUUUUUAAUGUGUGUAAAACAAAAAAACAAAAUGAAAUAAAAUUUUGGUUGUUUUUAUUUCGGAUUCUUUCUUUUUUUAUAUACAUGUGUACGUAUGUGCAAAUUAUGUGAAAAGAAAAAAAAUAUUUUUUAGUUAAAAUAUUGUGAUUUUUUUAUGUUUAAUUUUAAAUAUUUGUGUGUUUAUAUAUAUUUUUUUUAAUUUGUCUCAUAUUUUGUAUCUGUACAUUAAAAAAAUUAUAAUAAAAAUAAAAUAAAUAAAACAA